AAAUUUUAGGACCCUCUCUCUCUCUCUCCACCUCCAUAGAAAGAAAACGCAGAGCAGCAGGCAGAGCAAGAGAGACGAGCUAGGGAUUCAUGGCGACCGAGAUCGAAGGAGCUCCCGCGACGGCGACGGCGGAGGCGGCGCCUGCGGCGGCCGCGAAGCAGCCGCACAAGCUGGAGAGGAAGUGGACCUUCUGGUUCGACAACCAAUCGAAGCCCAAGCAAGGCGCCGCCUGGGGCACCUCUCUUCGCAAGGUCUACACUUUCGACACCGUCGAAGAGUUCUGGUGUUUGUAUGAUCAAAUCUUUAAGCCAAGCAAGUUGCCUGCAAAUGCUGAUUUUCACUUAUUUAAAGCCGGCGUUGAACCCAAAUGGGAAGAUCCCGAGUGUGCUAAUGGAGGGAAGUGGACUGUUACCAGCAGCAGAAAGGCUACCCUUGAUGCGAUGUGGCUUGAAACUAUGAUGGGUUUGAUCGGAGAGCAAUUCGAUGAGGCAGAUGACAUCUGCGGGGUGGUUGCUAGUGUGCGCCAAAGGGACAAACUUGCUCUGUGGACAAAGACAGCUUCAAAUGAGGCUUUACAGACGGGUAUUGGUAGGAAGUGGAAGGAAAUCAUGGAUGUCACUGACAAGAUCACUUACAGCUUCCAUGAUGACUCUAGAAGGGAAAAAUCGGUCAGGGGACGUUACACUGCCUGAAUGUCUGCUGCCAAUUCUGUUGGUGUUACUUUCAGUGGCAGCUGCAGGACUUAAUGAGAGUAAUGCAAUGUUAUAUUUAUCGCAUGGAUGGUUUAGCAAGCUUGGCAUGCUCUGGAGCACGCAAAACAAAAAGAAAAGGCUUCGUAUGCUUUAGAGAUGUUUUAACCCCUUCUGGGUUUGCAAUUUUGUUUUACCUCCUGAAGCUGUUUCUCCAUAAUGUUUUGCUCGAGCUUAUUAAGAAAAAAACAUUAGAAAUGCGUUUUGUUGUGAAGAUUACACAUGAUGAGCAAUAUGAAUUCAUUUUCCUCCUUUUGCACUUAA
This is a messenger RNA of Eucalyptus grandis, 1013 nucleotides long. RefSeq names its product eukaryotic translation initiation factor. Gene Ontology annotation, molecular function: RNA 7-methylguanosine cap binding; translation initiation factor activity. NCBI's taxonomy places the organism in Eukaryota, Viridiplantae, Streptophyta, Magnoliopsida, Myrtales, Myrtaceae. Gene Ontology annotation, biological process: translational initiation. The record is from RefSeq and is a predicted model, not a curated record. Gene Ontology annotation, cellular component: eukaryotic translation initiation factor 4F complex; cytoplasm.